CACUCACUAUUGCGGCGCGUACUGCUCUGAUGAACUCACUUGAAGUUUCUGUGUUGAAAGCAGGUUUUUGUGUCACCUUGAUCCAAUCUGUUUAACGUCAUCCCUGAAUGGCAGACACACUGCGCUUCACCCGGACACACAGCUGCACCCACCCUUCCAUCCCAGAGAAACAGAGACACAGGGAGACUGUAAAACAGAGGGAUCAGUCUGGGAUCCUUGCCCCCCUCCCUCUUCCUUCCUCGAUUUGGAACUGAAAUCUCAAUCUCUGACUGACGGGCGCACACCAGAUGGGCUGCGGAAAUUCAACAGCCACAACCACCUCUAGUGGGGGUCCAGGUGGAGCUGCGAACGAGGCGACAGAAGAGUCCAUGUCAGAUGAUGAAAAAAAAAGGAAUUACGGCGGUGUAUAUGUGGGGCUGCCAGCUGACCCUGCCACAGUAGCUGCCAGUCAAGCCAAGUCGAGUGGGACAGUCUAGAAGAAAAUACAGAAUAAACAGAAGUACUGAACAUGGAAAGGCCUCGUCCAAUGAGAAUCCUGCUCUCCUGAGUGUUUCGAGUCCACUGGAGAUAUUCCAACUGCGGCGGCACCCCUGCAGUCAGAUCCACCUCCAGCAGGGGGCGCUGAGACAGACAGGACACACACAACUGUAACAAACCAUCAGGGCCCUCUUAGGUAGAUUUAAAAUCGUGAACAUGAUACAGAAACCACAAGCCAUGCGUUCAAGUGCUUUGAUAGUUGAUAGUUUUGAAAAGAAACUGCAGAGUUUAAUUUAAUUCCCAGGAAUAACUCCCGAGAAGCUGAAUUUCUUUGGUGGCAGAAGUUUCCUUGAAGGCAGGAGAAGUAGUGGUAGCUGCAUCAGCAGGAUUGAGAUAAAGUAAAGAAUAUGUAUAUACCAGAAUAUGCCGCUUGUCAAGAGGGGCAAGCUAAGAUGCAGUCACACGUUUUCCUAAGGAACUAAAACAAUCUAUGAGACACCCUGUACAUUUACCUCCUUAGCACAGUGGUGUUUUUCAACAGCAGAACCAUAGGCUGUCAUGUAAAGCAAUUCAGGCAAGGCUUUAAUAUUCACCAGUAAUUACAAUAGUUACUAAACCAUUAGCGUAAAUAGUCAGCAAUGCAUUGAUAAAUGUUGUUAUAAAGAUGUUAGAAAUUAAUAUUAACACUGAUAAUUACUGUAUAACAGACCAAAGCAAUACAUGGUUAUAAGAACAUCGAACUGAGGCAUUUUAAAGGAAACCUUGUCAUUGCUUUAUGACACAAAGCUUUACACUAGUAAUGUGUUCUUCACAUGUUAUUACUUCAUCAAAACAUGUAAUAACAUGCCAAGACGUUUUAGAAAUGGAUUCUUAAACUAACACAUAAUCAAGGUUAUCUAUUCAUUUCAUUUAUUCUAGAGCUGGCUUCAACAGCUGUUGCUGGGGACCUGGGUCGUUACCGUAUUAAUUACUCUUUAAUUCCUAGUGGUUAUUGCUUGGGUAAUAUAAAGCUUGACCACAAUGUCAUUCUAUCUCUGAAUCCACAUUGCUAUGGAGAGAAGCACAUCACAAACAAGCUUGACACAGACUUGAAGUGUCGGGUGAGAGGUAUUGCGGUCUUUGGACCCUGGAUUUACUCACCAAACGCACAGGAAAAAGCCAACUAUUAUCAUUUUGUUUAUUCUCAAGAUGUUACAAGUCGUCGGGUAGUGUUUAAGACAGGACUCGGCAGAUUAAUUUAGAACACUUCUAUUUGGGGGGCGGGGGGAAUGGAGGUUAGGGUCCUUGUGCAAAAAAAUCUUAUUUUAAAAUAGACUUUUAUCCAAAUAGACUUACAUGACAACAAUCCUGCCUAUUAAAUCCAGCACCGCGACAAUUCAUGCCACACUUACUGAGUCGCUUCAUAUUAGACGGGACAAGACAAGUCCAUCAAGGACGUGUUUUUUUUAAAAUAUUGUAAAGAUCAAAGAUGUUGUUUUCUAAGUUUGCUUAAUAUUGUUAUUAGCUUCAUCUGUGAAACGUCCUCAGUGCGAUGAGCUUGGACAUGGGGAGGCAGAGGGCUUUACCUGCAGGAUCUGUAUUACACAUUUAUAAGGCAACAAGGCCUCCUUGGAGGGUAUCAGGGCUAUUAAGAGCCAAAAAUAGAAAUCCUUCCUGCAUCCCACUUAUUGAGAGUAAACAUCUCUUAUUCCAUUAAUACUGAGUACGGAGGCGCCUGUAUUGUACUAGUAUUUGGUGAAUAAAGUGCUCUAUGAAAUAGUUGCUUAGUGUAACAUUAUUGCCUAGCCUAGCACAGAGCUCCUUGCUAAUGCUAAACUAAAUAAAUAUCUAAUCUGACUCAAAAGAACCCUAAAUCGGGGAUAAAAAUAAUUGGAGAUUCUAAAAAAAAAAAAAGAACCCAAAUGAAGCUGCACACAGUUAUUAACUACUGUAACAAACUAACUCACUAAUCAAUAUGAAACAGUCAUGCUUUUCACAUAACUAAAGAUACGAGAUGCAAUGUUGGAAAAUGUGUCACACCAAAUGCAAAACGCUGUACAGUUUUGAGGCCUUUUUUUACCCAGGUAUCGCAUACAAGGCUGAAUUAGAGACUUUGUUCUUCAUGUGAUUCAUAGAAUAUAAGCACAUCUGCCAUGCGGAGUCUGGGAUACUUGUUGAACAAGCAUUUUAUCAGUGAAAGGAAUACUAGACAGUAGUUAAACUGACUGCAGUUUGAGAAAGCAGAGGAAGGCUACGGGCGCUGCAAUGGGAGUAGCUCCUGUAGGAUAGUGGGAUGAAGACUCAAUGUGAGAGCAUCUUUGCUCUCAUGAAUGUAUGAAUGUAUUUUUUUACUGUUUCACACACACCACCAGCAUACCUGGUUGAAGAUGUUCACAUUCAUCCAGUAACCCUGCCAUCACAAGGCCAGAGCUUGUGUUUCACAGCAAGGUAGUGAGAGCAGGACUGCUGCACUGCUGUUUAGCACAUUUCUGUACAACUCUAUUUCUCCCAAGUUCAAGUCCAAGUCUAGAGAUGAGAUUUCAAGAACGCAAUGGGCUCAGUUAAGGGCUGUUUCAGGGGCUGUUUUUCUGAGAGUCUCUUGGAUUAAACAGUGCUUUGAAAAGCAGCUCUAAAAACAGUUGCACGUCAAACUUGCUUUAAAUAAUCAAAAUGGGCUUGUUUUGUCAAUUGGGCCAAAUUGUUCAGAAUGAUUUUCUGUGUUUUAUUCUUUCCUAUUGUUCUGAAUGUGGCAUCCCUCUCCCUGUUUACACAUGUCUUUCUUGUCUGCUGUUGGUAACACUUCAGAUUGAACGUGCCCUAAGCAAGUGGAAGAAGGCCCUGGAAGCAAGAACCAGUCGAUUUUAAAGCUAAAAUAAAAUCAGUGAUUUCAGUGGUAUUGAUUCCCAGUCUUCUUCCUGCACAGCAGCCAGUUCCUCUCUUUAUAAGACCAGCCUGCAUGGGAAAAGAUCUACCCUCUCUAAAGAGUUCCCCCUUCAAGGGGUCAGGACUUCUUUGGAAAGAAGAAGACAUGCAAAAAACGGUCAUGCUGUAACAAAGCCCACACUUAGCAGGGCUUCUUUGGAAAGGGUCAUGCUGUAGCAAAGCUACGUCCUGCCCACACUUAGAGGGCUUCUUUGGAAAGGGCCAUGCUGUAGCAAAGCUACGUCCUGCCCACACUUAGAGGGCUUCUUUGGAAAGGGUCAUGCUGUAGCAAAGCUACGUCCUGCCCACACUUAGAGGGCUUCUUUGGAAAGGGCCAUGCUGUAGCAAAGCUACGUCCUGCCCACACUUAGAGGGCUUCUUUGGAAAGGGUCAUGCUGUAGCAAAGCUACGUCCUGCCCACACUUCGAGGGCUUCUUUGGAAAGGGUCAUGCUGUAGCAAAGCUACGUCCUGCCCACACUUAGAGGGCUUCUUUGGAAAGGGUCAUGCUGUAGCAAAGCUACGUCCUGCCCACACUUAGAGGGCUUCUUUGGAAAGGGCCAUGCUGUAGCAAAGCUACGUCCUGCCCACACUUAGAGGGCUUCUUUGGAAAGGGUCAUGCUGUAGCAAAGCUACGUUCUGCCCACACUUCAAGGGCUUCUUUGGAAAGGGUCAUGCUGUAGCAAAGCUACGUCCUGCCCACACUUAGAGGGCUUCUUUGGAAAGGGUCAUGCUGUAGCAAAGCUACGUCCUGCCCACACUUAGAGGGCUUCUUUGGAAAGGGUCAUGCUGUAGCAAAGCUACGUCCUGCCCACACUUAGCAGGGCUUCUUUGGAAAGGGCCAUGCUGUAGCAAAGCUACGUCCUGCCCACACUUAGAGGGCUUCUUUGGAAAGGGCCAUGCUGUAGCAAAGCUACGUCCUGCCCACACUUAGAGGGCUUCUUUGGAAAGGGCCAUGCUGUAGCAAAGCUACGUCCUGCCCACACUUAGCAGGGCUUCUUUGGAAAGGGCCAUGCUGUAGCAAAGCUACGUCCUGCCCACACUUAGAGGGCUUCUUUGGAAAGGGCCAUGCUGUAGCAAAGCUACGUCCUGCCCACACUUAGAGGGCUUCUUUGGAAAGGGCCAUGCUGUAGCAAAGCUACGUCCUGCCCAUACUUAGAGGGCUUCUUUGGAAAGGGCAAUGCUGUAGCAAAGCUACGUCCUGCCCACACUUAGCAGGGCUUCUUUGGAAAGGGCCAUGCAGUUCUUUAACUGGCCUGGAUUAAGUGAAAUGAAUGGCGGUGCCAUAACCUUUCAUUGAAAUCCUGGCCUGGAUUUGGAUGCACAGUAUGGAUAUAUCUGUCAAGCAUUUCUAAUGUUAGAAUUUUGAAUUAUCCUAAAAAGAUCCAGAAUUCCCUUUUCAUUGGAUUAGUAUAAACUGAGUGUAGUAAAAACAUGGUAAAACAUAGGUAAGCAUUGUAAAGCACAGAGGUGUGGUAAAAAUAAACAAAUAAACAAAAGAUAUAUACUGUACCAUGGUAAAUGACUAAUAAAAUGGGAUAACUGCAAAAUUAGGGUGCAGAUGUACUAUGUAAACUGUUAUAAGGAAAGGCAGAAUAAUCCAGUCUGUUUGUACAUUUCUCUCAGGAGCAGCCCACUCAGUACUUAUCUUAGCUAUUUGCUGGUAAGGACUCUUCAGAUCCAGUACAGCUUUUUCACUGUUCAAUGGUACUGUAGUUCACAUGCGUUAUGAGUGGUAUCACUUCCAUUGAUGUUACAUUUACAAUGUUAAUUGCUCUUCUCUCACAAAGCAUUGAUCGCAAUUUUUAAAUGUCCACCCUGUUAUGUAAAUGUACAGUAUAAAUAAAUAUAUUUCUGAUUAAACACC
Acipenser ruthenus (sterlet) is the source of this 5243-nucleotide messenger RNA. RefSeq names its product overexpressed in colon carcinoma 1 protein. Lineage: Eukaryota; Metazoa; Chordata; Actinopteri; Acipenseriformes; Acipenseridae. The coding region runs from base 288 to 476 and encodes 62 amino acids. The transcript is spliced from 7 exons. The record is from RefSeq and is a predicted model, not a curated record.